UCACUCAGAGCAGUCACACUCCCUCGGCUCUCUUUCUCUCUUGCUCGCUCUCCCUCCCAUUCUUCUGUCUCGAAUAGCUAAUCGCUCUGAUUGGGAUGAGUCUUUCCUGUGUGUAUGUUUGUGUUUCUUUGGCUGAGCCAGUUGCUGAAGUGGAGUGAAGUGCUUUCACCAAAAGAGAAACGAGGAACCAGCAACUUGCUGCUUGGGAUAAAAGGAAAAAAUCUGUAUGAUAUGUUUUGUUUCGGAUGUGGCGUUGCACAGAGAGGAGAGGGAUAGUCACAGACUGUGAACCGCUCCAGAGUCAGCACUUUGAUGCAAAUCCAUUGAUCAGCCAGUGAAGGAAGUCCCAGAGGACAGACAGCGAGUGACAGGUUACCCUGCUGUGGGAUCCUAUCCCACUCUGUGUUGUUGUCUUACAUACUCCUCCCGUGCACCUGGCUGGGGACCUCCUGUUGCAUGCUUGUUCUGAGAGUGAAUUCUGCCAGGGUUUUGAAGCUGUUUGUGCUGUUCCCUGACCAAUAUGUUGAUUCGGGCUGACUCAACGAGAGCCCUGUGUGGAUCAGUGAAGUGAGGGUCUGACUGUAGGACGGUUUGCUAUUUGGAUUGGAUUGGAGAGCCACCCUGGGAGGGUUUCAGAAGUGUAAGCAAAGCAUGAAUGUACACCAUUGAACAGUCAACUGGAGCGAUGAAGAAGGACUGUCUCCCAGCGACACAGAAGAAGAAAAAGAAACCUAAACACAGUUCCAUCCCUCGCACCUCGAGCUUUCUCCAUUUGGCCUCAUUCACCAAGCAGAGUAAGCAGCUGUUCCGCAGCGAUGGUGAGCUAGCAUCUGUUUGCGCACAGCAAGACCCUGAUGAGGAGAACUGGACUUACUCGCCGCAAUGUGCCAACGCCAUCUCUAACCUGGAUGAAGAGAGCAGAUGGACGGUCCACUAUAAGGCAUCGUGGCACCAGCAGGAGAAUGUGUUCCUCCCGUCGAGCCGGUCUCCCUGUGUGGAGGACCUGCACCGGCAAGCCAAGGUUAACCUGAAGACCGUGCUGCGAGACUGCGAUAAACUGAGGAAGGAUGGUUUUCACAGUUCCCAGUACUACUCACAGGGCCCAACAUUCACCUCGCCAUCAUCAAAUCACUCUGCUAGUUGCCUGGAUGAGGAGGAGGAUCAGGAGCGAGUGCCUGCGGUCUCAUCUGCCAAGGAAGAAAAGCUGCACUAUUCCAGGAGAUCUAAAACCCCAGUACCCAGUGACCUCUCUGAGAUUGAUGUCCAGACCAACUGGACCAAGGCCCUGCCACUGCCUACGCCAGAGGAGAAGAUGCGCCAGCAAGCCCAGGCCGUACAGAGUGAUGUCAUCCCAAUCAAUGUAACAGGUGAGAGCUUCGAUCGCCAGGCGGGCACCAGGCGCUCUCUUGUCCGCUCAGACGCUGCGCUGAGACGGACUACGAGAAUCAAACGGAGAAAGACAAUCACCGGGCUACCUGACACUGUCCAGAAGGAACUAGGCUCUGGGCAGACGCCAGCCAGAGGUCACUCUGUUAUCCUGGCUGGCCACUAUUCCACCAUGAGUCGCCUGGAAAGCAGCAAGGCCAACAGGGGGAGGUCAGCCACCAGAGACUCCUCCUGUCAAACUGAAGAGGUCAAGGUGGUCCCGCCUUCCGUCCGGAGAAUCCGGGCCCAGAAGGGCCAGGGCAUCGCGGCCCAGCUAUCCCAAUCAUCGGCCGACAUGUCUUGCGGCGGAGACAGAGACAGUGCGGUGCGUGCCGGAGCUGAGCAGCCACGUUUCCACAGCCUUCCACGUCCCGGAGCCAGGGUCUCUCUGCAUGAGCUGGCAGACGCACGCAGGUCACUGGGUCGGUCCGAGGAGCGAUUCCCGGGCCCACAGGGCGAGCUGGUAGCGGAUGCGACAGGCUCCCAGCUCCAGGCCCGUUCCCCGUCAACCCGCUGUGACCCCGGGGAUGAGCCAGGCACCAUGCGUCCCGCCCAGGUCUCUGCCCGGGCCGCACUCCCCUCCAAGGCCGAGGUGGUGACCAUUCGCACAUCGCGGGGGCAGCCUGGGCGCUCUCCUCCUCCUCCUCCGCCCUCCCCGGGUGGACCCCGGGAUGACCCCGGCUCCUCCAGCGGGAACUGGAGCGCCGGCAGCAGUGGCUCUGGGCGACUGUCGCCCACCUCGGACACACCCCCAACCCCUUCCCGCUACGACUCAGCCGUCUCGCUGGUGCCACCGGGCCCUGGGGCCGAGUCCCUCCACCAGGUAAUGCCGGGGCCCAGCGGCGACGGGAGAAACUGGGGGACCGCGCCCCCACCCUCCCCCGGGUCUCCUGCCGCUGCUGCCACUCUCUGGAGCCGUCUGCCCUCGCCCUCAGAGGCUAGGGGUCAGCAGCGCCCAGGCGGACCCCCCGAGUACAGCGACCGCUCCCUGGGCCGCAGUAUCUCCCUGAAGAAGACCAAGAAGCCCCCUCUGCCCCCAGCACGCACCGACUCACUGCGCAGGAGGCCCAAGGGUGGGCAGCCCAUGCUGAGUGAGUCCCUGAUCGCCAGCCUGCAGCGCUCCCUGGAGGACAACUUCCGAGCUCAGGAGGGAGGCGUGGAGCCUUCCAGAAAAGGCCGAGAACCCUGGGCCACGGCUCUCCACGCCCAGAGCAGCUCCGGGGGUGACGGCAGCACCAACAGCAGUGGCCACUCCACGGCUGCCAGUCAUGCCUACACCACCAGCGCAGCAACCCCGUCACAGAGCGAGACCAGCAGCCUGCGCUCUGAGUACAGCGACCCCUGGGCCUAUUACCCCGAGGGGCAGCAACCCGGAGCCUGGGACUGUGGGCCGCCCGGGCCUGGAGCCUCGGUGGAGCCCAAAGGCCCAGGCCACGGUAUCACCUCGCCUUCGAGCGGCUAUGCCAGCCAGUGCAACACACCCACCACGCUGAACCCGGCGCCAGCCUUCCCCCACCGCACAUCGCCCAGGGCUGCCAAGCCAAAGUCAAGGCCAAAAGUCCCCGAGCGGAAAUCCUCGCUGCUCUCCUCCAUGUCAGCCUCAUCAUCAUCAGCCUCCCUCUCCUCAAACACCUCAGAUUCCCGGUUUCUCAGGACAGUGGGGUGCCCUGCUCCCUCAAACACUCCUGCGUUAUCACCCAUGGGUCCUGACCUUCACCUUCCCCCUCCUCCAGCACCCCCACUUUUCACCGUAUCCUCUCUCCCUCCUCCAGCACCUCCAUUAUCCACUUUAUUCCCUCAUUCUCCCCUUAUGACUCCUCCACCCCCUCUGACCAACCUGCCCCCUCCUCCACCCCCUCUGACCAACCUGCCCCCUCCUCCACCCCCUCUGACCAACCUGCCCCCUCCUCCAACCCCUCUGACCAACCUGCCCCCUCCUCCAACCCCUCUGACCAACCUGCCCCCUCCUCCAACCCCUCUGACCAACCUGCCCCCUCCUCCACCCCCACUGACCAACCUGGACCCUCCUCCUCCCCCUCUGACCAACCUGGACCCUCCUCCACCCCCUCUGACCAACCUACCCCAUCCUCCACCCCCUCUGACCAACCAGCUCCCUCCUGCGCCCCACUUGUCCAUCAUGACCCCUCCCGCACCCCCACCUCCCCUGUCCCUGGCUAUGGUGGCCUUUCCUACUGGCCCUCUAGAUCUGAAGGUGCCAGCCUGUGUGAAGGCCCCACCAUGUGGGAAAGAGCCCAAGACCUCAGGAGCCCAACCUGAGACCCACAAGCCAGCCCUGGGCCUUCCCGUCAUUACAGCCAGUGCUCUGCAGAAGGUGCAGCUGAGGUCAGUUAGGAAGAGUGAGCAGGGAGACCUUCCAGGCCAGGUGGAGGGACAGAGCCCCCAACUGAAACCACAGCCCGAACGGCCAGUGUCCCCUCCACCCUGGAAACCUGCUGUGCUACAGCGUCCUUCCUCCCUUGGUCGACUUGCCAAGGCCCACCCUGAGGCUCAUGUGGCCCCCAAUAACAGCCUAGCCCUCGGCCCUGAAAGCAAGGCCAGCCUCGUGGAGCGACCUAAAAUGUCAGCUCCCUCCGACAGGCCUGAGGCCUGGCCUGGAAACCAUCUCGAGCCCACAGCAGAGCUAGCCCGCUCUGCUCCCGCUGUCCAGGGCAAAGACGCUGGCACCAGGGUCAAUGCAGGGCCUGAUCAAGAGAGUGCUGUAAGCCCUACUGCCAAAUCACCCAGCAAAAUGCCCCCUCCCGUCGCCAGGAAGCCCAAGUUGACACUGAUCGUCCCACCGUCUCCGUGGAGCAGCUCCCCUGAGGGGAAACGGCCUCCAGCUACCCCAGAGCCAACAGCAGAGGACGUGACCAACACAGCAGCACCAUCUGCUGUGGGCGAUGGAGAACAGGCACCAGCACAGAGCGAGAUGUCUCUGGCAUCUGACCAGCCCAUUCAUCCGGCUGAUAGAGCCCAGGACCCAGUGCAGAGUGAGGCCUGGGAAGCUGAAGUGCAGAAGGUACUGGAUGAAAGCCAGAACAGUCCAGGCGUACGAGAUGAAACAGUAAUUGACAGCCCAAACAGUUGGGAUGGUGAGGAAAACAGCAGCAUAAUCAGCUGCCAGGAUAAGGACAUGGGUGAUGUGUUUGAGCCCAGCUCCCCUAACUUUACAAACAAUUACCAAUGGAGUAAUGAGGACCCAAGUAUUCCAAGCAGGCCCAGGACAACUGAGGACUUGUUUGCAGUGAUCCACAGGUCCAAGCGGAGAGUCCUGGGCAGGAAAGAUUCUGAGGACGAGCUCAGUAAGACUGUGCCACAUUCACCCCCCGUCACCCCCACGGGAAUGCCCUCCAGCCCCAGCAGCAUCAAGCAGGUUGGUUCCAUUCAGAGAAACCUGCGCAAGUCCAGCACCAGCAGCGACAGCUUCAAGGCCCUGCUCCUGAAGAAGGGGAGCAGGGUCGAGGCCGGAUCCCGCAUGUCAGCAGCCGAGAUGCUGAGGAGCACCGACCCCAGGCACCGGCCUCCCGAGUCACCGCCAGCGGACACCGCCCGGACAAACGGCUGGGGCCCAGCCGAGUGCCGCUCGCCGGGCCACCGGGCCAGGAACCCUCGCGAGGAGUGGGCCUCGCACGAGGGGCCAGUGCCCAGGGGAGCGGGGCAGGUGGGGGUUCGUCACGGGCGCUCACGGACACCGCCCUCUGCUCCGAGCAGCCGGUACGGCGCACGACACCUCCACUUGCACCGACUCCACAGCAGCCCGAUGACUGUCAUCCGCGAAGGGGAGGUCGAGAGCCUGGAGGUCACCGAGGGUCAUCGCGCCAGUGACGAGGGCCGGAGGCACAGCGAGGGAGACCUCGUCGGCUCGAACAGCCUGGCAGUGACCCAGGGGUCCAGGGCUGAUCAUGUCUGCAGCCCCGUGGACUCAGGUCCCACCUCAUGGAACCUUCUGGACUCGCUAAAAGAUGGGCCAGCAGACAUUCGCCCUGCCCGGACUGCUUUAGCAGAAGAAGGUGCAAACCAGGACUGGGACUCAUGAGAGACCAAGCAAGAACAGAGAGAGACUGAUUUUAUUCCCAUGUGUUUUAAUUUUCGUUUUAACGUCACGUCAAGUGCAAAGAGCCCCAGGCCAUUGAGGCAAAACCUAAAUGCUGAAGGCUCUGGGCUUGCCUGGUCCAUCAGGCUGAGCUUUCCAAAUGUGGGAGACUCGCCCGUGCACCAAAAUAGAGAGAGAGAGCGAGAGAUCUGCAUUUAAAUAGCACCUUUCACAACCUCAGGCAGCCUGCAGCACUUUGAAGCACUUUUCCAAGGUGUUGUAAAGCAAGGGUCAUUUGGAUUGGUGGGGGAUGGGUCACAGACAGCAAAGGCUGCUACACAGCAACAGGCCUUUUGUGAGUUGGGUGGGAGGAAAGGGGAGAUAGGCUGUCGGGUGAAGUUAGGAGGAAGAUUCUUUGGUAUUGGCACUUAAUCGAUGGGAAAGACAGAAUGAAAUGGAAGGAGAGACGGAGAAUGAUAGAGGAGAGAAUGAGACAGAGGACGACGAGGCCAAGGGAUUUCUGAAAGAUUUCUUUUCAGGCAGAAGUUUGUGUCCCUCUCAUUGGUUUAUCUGAGUGGAGCUGAGGGCGAGAGAGUUGCAGGGUUACUGCCCAGGUGGGUGAUGGGAGGGAGGUCCUGACUGAGGCAAUCAAAAGCAGCCCAAUAUCUCAAGCUCUGACAUUGGACAACGUGAAUGAGAUUUGGAGCGUUCUACUGAUCACUCACCUCUCUGUUCUGAGUGAAAGGAGGACAUACUGAGUAUUGGAAAAUGGAGGGUUGGGACUGGAUGGUCUGUAUGGUCCUUACAUGGUGAAUUAUUGGGUUCAAAUACAUUGGAGCAGCUGAACAGGAGGUCAGUCAUUUCUGUGGGUGAUAUCUCAGCUCAGUAAGUGAAGUAUUGUACUGUUAGUGAGUAGGUGCAUGUCACUCAACAGGGCCCAGAGGCAUUCACACUGAGAAGGAUCGGUGUUCCAUUAGCUGAGCCUGAAACAUUCGGGGUUGGUUUGAGUUCCCAAGGGGGAUGAGGUGGUGAGGCAGGGACUGGUUCCUGAAGGGCGGUGGGUUGGGGAGAAUCUCAGCUGCUGUUGCCACUUGUGAUGGGAUUUUUGGCUGGGAAGCAUGAAGGGGUGCCACAGGGCUCCCUCGUCGGUAGAGAGUCUAUGCUGUGCCAAACAGUUUGCCCCACUGUUACCAAGGAGAGAUGAGUUGGCCACUUGCUGCGAGGGUGGAAUCUCAGAAACAAGGAAGGAAAUUUCUGAAGAAGGGUCUAGGCCCGAAACGUCAGCCUUCCUGCUCCUCUGAUGCUGCUUGGCCUGCUGUGUUCAUCCAGCUCUACAUCUUGUUAUCAAGGAAAUUGAAAUCUUGGCUGCUUUACACACAUUCCUGAAUCCAUGCCAGUCCUCUCUUUUGCACCAACCGCCCCAUCCCCCCAAAUCCUGUUGCCACUGGGUUAGUAAAAUAGACCAGCAAGCUUCGUGACUGACUGGAGAAAGCCUUUUGUCUCCAUACUAACCCAAUCGUAGCCCAGUCCUGACUUUAGCAGACUGGUCAUGGAGCCCACAAAGGUGCUAGCUACAGUCAGUCAAGGACCGCCCUAGGGGGAUCCAGUCUGUUAACUCCCAGCUGUUGCAGGGCAGGGGUCAGUGCCAAUGCUGGGUGUUCACUCAUCUGUAUUGUGGCUGGUUGAAUCAUAGAAACAGGCCACACCGACCCUCCAAAGAGCAUCCCACCUAGACCCGUCCCCCCGACCCUUUCCCUGUAACCUUGCAUUUCACACAGCUAACACCCCUAACCUACACACAGCUGGACACUAUGGGCAAUUUAGCAUGGCCAAUCCACCUAGCCUGUCCACGUUUGGACUGUGGGAUGAAACCCGUGCAGGCACGGGAAGAAUGUGCAAACUCUACACAGUCGCCCAAGGCUGGAAUCGAACCUGGGUUCCUGGCGCCGUGAGGCGGCCGUGCUAACCACUGAGCCACAGUGCCAUCCUGUAGACUGUACAUCAACAUAUGGAAGUUGGGUAAAUUGAAUUUGCCAAGCUGUUGUCACCAGGUGUGAGUCUGCCACAGACGUACAGUUAAAAUGCUGUAAAAGCAAGGGCUGGCACAGACUCUGCCCACCCCUCGCUCAUUGGAGCUGAAUUCCUGGAUAAUUUAGCCGGAGCUAUAUCAAAUAGGGGUGGGGGCUAUUAGAUGGGGGCACGCUACGGUUGGUUUGAGUGGCCACCUCAGCAUGUGUAAGUGGGACAAAGAAGGCAGGCUUCCUCACCUUUAACACAGUGUAUCGUAUAACUGGAGGGACGGGAGGGAGUUGCUGCAGGAUGCAGUUGUGAUGCUUCUCAAGUCGAACAGCUUAAGUACAAUGGAGAAGAGAAACUAGUGAAGCUGGAAUAAUCACACGUGCAUCAAUGAGGAGGAGAAAAUGUGAGGGAGAUAUGGAAGAGAGUGGGAGACAGUUAAUUGCUGAUCACAACAAUAUUAUGGACUUAUACAUGUGACUUGAAUAUUCUAAAUCCUGUAACACUUGCUCAUUUUGUUACCAAAGAAAUGAAACCUUACCGACAACAGAAAGGUUCCCUACAGUAUUUUUUUGAGGAAACUUCAGAGACCUAUUAAAAAAUAAACCAUUUUGUCAUGUUUUCACAUUCUGCUGCACAAAUAAAGCCUUACAUUUUAAUCUAAAGUACGUUCACUCAUGUUUGGUGGCAGCACCAGUCGGGACUUAUCAAAGGGAAGAGAUGUUUGUUACUUGCAUUGUGAUCUUUCAACACUGUUUGUACAUGUACAGAGAUUGUAAAAUGCCCUUUUUUUGAGGGGUGGGGGGGUUUCUCUUUGUAAACACAAGUUUUGGAAAUGUGUACAUUUUAGUCUUUCUUGUUUUAACGUGGGAUGUUUGUAGAUUAUUUAUUUUAGUACAGAGAGCAGUGUGUGAAAAUUUCUUGUCUCCUUCCACUCGCUAAUGUGUCUGCUUUCACUGGGGCUGCAGGGAGGAGCACAAGCUCCUUUCUGUUCUAGUGGGGAUCUACUAGAAACACUGGGACUUUUAAGAAUGCCUUUUGUUUGUAGCCGGAGGGGAGAUAGCGGUUGCUGUGUUUUCACACUUCAAAUAAAGCAAGAUUUUCAGCUCA
Molecule: messenger RNA, 8584 nt
Organism: Stegostoma tigrinum
Lineage: Eukaryota; Metazoa; Chordata; Chondrichthyes; Orectolobiformes; Stegostomatidae
Product: NHS-like protein 1
Exons: 8
Coding region: 656-5461 (1601 amino acids)
Biological process (GO): cell differentiation
Source: RefSeq, a predicted model, not a curated record